AUGGAGUGUAAUUGUAAUUCCUCUCUGGGUCCUUUUUCAUCAACUUACUGGAGCAGAACAGUGUUGUUCCCUGAUUGGGCAUAUAAACCAGCUUGGUCUCCAGGCUCACGGCAGGUGCAGUUAUGGCAUUUCCUGUUAGAGCUGCUGGGGCGUGGUGAGGGCGGAGCUAUCACAUGGGGCAGUGAAUGGGGAGAGUUUGUGAUCAGAGACCCCGAGAGAUUAGCUAAACUGUGGGGCGAGAGGAAGGGCAAACCACACAUGAAUUACGACAAACUCAGCAGAGCUUUAAGGUAUUACUAUAAUAAGCGAAUCUUGCACAAGAUCAAAGGGAAACGUUUCACCUACAAGUUCAACUUCAGCAAACUAAUCUUAGUGAAUUAUCCAAGUCUUCCAACCUGUCCACAGCCUACAGCCUCUCUCCCUUUCUCCCUCUUUUCUUCACAGCUGUCAUCCUACAACCCUUCUUUUGACAGGGGGAAUAACCUAUCAGAGCUCUCCUGCCUGUCACCAGUCAACUCCGCCCUACAAUUCGCCUCAAAUUUUAACAACUGUCCAGUUAAAAGUAGCUCAGAGAGGUCUCUCAACACAGUCACCGGAUCACGAGAGAGGGUUGAAGGUGAAGGACAAGACCAAAACCGUGACAAAGAAGACAAAAAAUGUAUGUCCUGA
Molecule: messenger RNA, 669 nt
Organism: Myxocyprinus asiaticus (Chinese sucker)
Lineage: Eukaryota; Metazoa; Chordata; Actinopteri; Cypriniformes; Catostomidae
Product: ETS domain-containing transcription factor ERF-like
Exons: 5
Coding region: 1-669 (222 amino acids)
Biological process (GO): cell differentiation; regulation of transcription by RNA polymerase II
Cellular component (GO): nucleus
Molecular function (GO): sequence-specific DNA binding; DNA-binding transcription factor activity, RNA polymerase II-specific
Source: RefSeq, a predicted model, not a curated record